This is a messenger RNA of Aureobasidium namibiae CBS 147.97, 1224 nucleotides long. Its product is annotated as glycosyltransferase family 15 protein. Gene Ontology annotation, molecular function: alpha-1,2-mannosyltransferase activity. The record is from RefSeq and is a predicted model, not a curated record. Bases 1 to 1224 code for a protein of 407 amino acids. Gene Ontology annotation, biological process: cell wall mannoprotein biosynthetic process; protein O-linked glycosylation; protein N-linked glycosylation. Gene Ontology annotation, cellular component: membrane; Golgi apparatus. The transcript is spliced from 2 exons. NCBI's taxonomy places the organism in Eukaryota, Fungi, Ascomycota, Dothideomycetes, Dothideales, Saccotheciaceae.
AUGGCGUUGCCUCCAGCUGUUCGCCUGAUGGCGAUUGGCACCAUGGUUGUCUUUUGCUAUCUAUGCGCCCAGAUCUUCCGAGCGCCGUCAAGCCUUUCCGCUGGCGGUAAGGAUGCCGUCAAGUUCAGCGACAUGCCCAGGGAUCCCAACCUUGAUCCUACUGGAGAACCGCCGGAACCGCUACACCGAGUCUCAGGCAACAACUAUGCUCCCGACAACGUUAACUCGAAUCGCAUCAAUGCCACCAUCCUGUCCCUUGUGCGCAACGAAGAGCUGGAUGGAAUUCUACAAUCCAUGCGCGACCUAGAGCGUACCUGGAACCACAAGUUCAACUACCCAUGGACUUUCUUCAACGACGUACCCUUCACCGAGGCAUUCAAAAAGGCCACACGUGCCAUGACAAAGGCAGAGGUGCGCUACGAGCUUAUUCCGAAAGAGCACUGGGACGUUCCCAGCUGGAUCAAUCAGGACCUGUUCCGUGAGAGCGCAGAUGUCCUCAAGGAACACGACGUCCAGUACUCGCACAUGCUGAGCUACCACCAAAUGUGUCGCUGGAACUCUGGCAUGUUCUACCACCACCCCGCCCUCAAGGACAUGCAAUACUACUGGCGCGUCGAGCCAAAGGUCCACUUCUUCUGUGAUGUCGACUACGAUGUCUUCCGCUUCAUGCAGGACCGCAACAAGACCUAUGGUUUCACCAUCAACCUCUACGACUCUCCCCAAUCCAUCGCAACGCUAUGGCCCGAAACUGUCAAGUUCCUUGCUGCAAAUGGCCACCACCAACAUCCCAACAACGCCAUGAAAUGGUUGACCGACAAGGAACGCAGACCAGACCACAACGUCCAAGCGAACGGCUACAGCACCUGCCAUUUCUGGAGCAACUUUGAGAUUGCAGACAUGAACUUCUGGCGCUCUUCUGCCUACGAAGAAUACUUUGACCAUCUCGAUCGUGCUGGUGGUUUCUUCUACGAACGCUGGGGUGAUGCUCCUGUCCACAGUAUCGCUUUGGGUCUGUUUGAAGAUGCCCGCAAGAUCCACUGGUUCAAGGAUAUCGGAUACCAACAUAUUCCCUUCUUCAAUUGCCCGAAUUCGCCAAAGUGCAGGGGUUGCGUUACUGGACGCUUCACUGAUGGCGAAAAGUGGCUGAAUAGAGAAGAUUGCCGUCCCAAUUGGUUCAAAUACGUUGGCAUGAGUCCUGAAUGGGCUGUUCAAAAUGAUGACUAG